Metschnikowia bicuspidata var. bicuspidata NRRL YB-4993 is the source of this 3156-nucleotide messenger RNA. It is a transcript of the gene REG1, whose product is annotated as protein phosphatase regulator. Gene Ontology annotation, biological process: protein catabolic process in the vacuole; cellular response to glucose starvation. The transcript has a single exon. The record is from RefSeq and is a predicted model, not a curated record. Bases 383 to 3028 code for a protein of 881 amino acids. Lineage: Eukaryota; Fungi; Ascomycota; Pichiomycetes; Serinales; Metschnikowiaceae.
CUGGAUUUCUUUUGCUGAUAUUCACAAGGGUCAACUUUUCCAUCUGAUUCACCCAAGUUGCUUUAGCCUUAAGUCUGUGGUAUAGUUCCUGUUUCCCCGACAACGAAAGAACACCUUGAUACAUCACCAUUUUGUGUCAUUAGAACGUGCCUUGAAUUUUGAUUUGGUAACAAGCCUAAGAAGCUUGUGUUGUUUUGGCGUUGUUGUUUUCUUUUUUUUUUUUCUCUUAGGAUUCACAGAUCCUAUUACAAGUGAAUAAUAAAAGUGAACAGAUCGUAACCCUUACUCUCGAUUCUUUCGGGGCACGAAAUAACAACAAUCCUUUCGCCAAAAGAGUACACUACACAUUUAUUGUCCAAUCAGCACUUUCCCGACCAUCAAGAUGGCAUCCAAUUCAGGUGAAAUAUUUUGUGGGGGCGCAACCACAUCUCAACAUGUCGAUGCAGAUGACGAUGACCACUUCCAAAAUACAACCUUCAAGUUGAAAAGGACCCGUUCACUUGGGUUGCUCGAUGAGUUUAUUGACUCAGAACAACAGCAAAAUAACAUAGAGAAACAAAAUGCGGAGAGGGAAAACGAAAAGUCGGAAAAUCACCCCACGAGCAAUAACAGCAGUUCAAAUGAUGAAGUCGUUUCCUCACAGGCCAACCCUGUCGAUGAUUCGUCUUCUCCUGUCCUCACUGCACACCCUGCUUUCCUCACUAGCCCAGACAUCCUCCCACAUGAUGAUUCUGAUUUAGUAGUAGAGCCUUCGCGCCAUGUCGACUACUUGUCACAUAAGUGGGAUGUGUCUGAUAUUUCUAAAUCGUGGCGAUAUGUUAUUCUGAGGAGAAAGAACGUUGCAAAUGCAGCACGAUUGGAGAAUGCAAGCUGGAGAACUUGGGCGCAAAGACGCUCCAACUUAAAAACCAUUAGUCCUGAAGAAGUAAACUGGUCAAAAGAAAGUGACGUGACGUGGCUUUAUGGUCCCAUCGUAGAUGAUGAUGAUCAUGAUCAUGACCAUACUCCUGCGCCCGAGGAUUCUCGUUCUUUCAGCACAGCAAGCAGCGUGGUAGCUGGUGACAUUUCCAUAGCAAGAAAGACCCACGGACCUAAGCCAAUUUUAAAGAGAAGAACAAUGGAGGACAUUAUGAUCAGCCAUCUGAAUCUAUUAAAAUUGGAGAUUGCAACUGCCAGAGCAGAGCAGGAGCAGACCCGACGGGAGGAUGCUGCUGCGCAAGCAAGAAGAGACGCGUCGGAGAAAUCUGGUUCAGAAAAGCCUCCUGAGUACUUUGACUAUGAUGUGAUCUCAGCAAAACUCAAUUCGCAAUACAAAACUGCGUCCGGCUCAGACUCGACGAAUAACAGUUCCUUGGAUUUAUCCGAAGGCCAAAAGUCUUCACCUACUGAGUCAAAGGCUGUUUCUAAACCACCCAAUAUCAGUGACCAGCUCCAUUCAGGAGGUACGAGUGUAAUUACGCAUUCGAGCUUGCUCCAAAAAGACUCAUCUCGACUGCCGGUGAAAGAAAAACGUCACAUUCAUUUCAAUGACGAAGUCCAACAAUGUAUCGCGAUUGACGAUCCACAUCUCGGUGACAAUGACUAUGACGACUACGAUGAUGAUACAAAUGACUAUGACUACGAAGAGGAAGAGAACUACUCAUACGAUGGUUAUAAUUCUGAAGGUAUUGACCAUGCAGAUGAUUAUCAUGAAGAUGACGAUGAUGACGAUGAUGAUGACGACGAUGAGGGUGGAUUUUUCCUCAAUGUUCGCUCGCCAUCUUCUGCACAAUUAGCAGGAAGGCUUCCGGGGUUAUCAUCUCAACUUAGCGACAAGCUGGCCUCUAAUUAUGCCGAUGAAUGCUCUGAAACCCCAUCCACUACAAAUUCCAAAUCUAUUAAAACAAUUCAUUUAUUGCCUCCCACGACGUUGAACUAUGGCUCUUAUGAUGAAGAUAGUGAUGACAGUAACCCCUAUACAUCAAGCAUCUCGCAUAACGUGGACAGCAACUCCAGCAGAGGAUAUGACUACUAUUAUGAUUAUAAUACGGUCUAUCAAGUAGAUGCAAAUCAUGCCGUUUAUGGGGAUAAUUCUAAAAGCAAAGUGCCAGAUGUUGUUGAUGUUCCUGAGAACAUAACAGUGGGAUCAAACUUUGAUUACGAAAUCAUUGAGAAUGAGGACUUGGGCGGCAUCACUACCAGUAACCCAGAAUUCAUUGCAAACAUUAUUCAGCUGCCCAUAUUGGUGGAUGAGGAUCAUAAAGAAAGAUUGCCAAUAUCGUGUUUAGAUGAUUCUGCCACCAAGAGCAAAGUUCAAAGAAACCUUUCACUUGAAUCUCUGUCAAGUGAAGAUAGUUCUGAUUCAGAUGACGAAGGAUGCAUUUCGAUCAGUGCAAAAAAUUCGAGCCAAUCGUUGGCUCAACUGGUUUUCGGACUACCUUUGACCUCCAACAACCUGGAAGAACUGCACUAUCCUCAGCGCGUGAUUGAGGACCCAGAACCUGAUGCGAAGCAUAUAACAUCAAUUAACCCGAACUAUUCGUCAUCGGCUCUCUCCAAGCAGCCACAUUCGUCAAACUCUCUUUCGGGGCAAUUUUUCGGAGAUACUAUGACCAAUGUCGAUGACACCAGUUCACUAUGCCGUUCUUUUUUUAACUUGAACGCUGAAAAUUCUGCACCUCGAACACCACACACACAAACAUCAUUCUCGGGAAAUCAGUCACCACCAGUGCAAGCAAAAGCCACUGCUCUUCCUCCCCAUACAACAUCUGCGUGCGUCUUUCUGGGAAGCAAAAAGGAUGCGCGGUCGGUGAAGAAGUCUUUCAUAUUUGAUUCAGAGAGUGAUACUGAUGAAGAUUUAGAAAAUGUUGAAACACCUGCUGCGGCUGAUAACGGCCUCAGCCGUACGAGUUAUCUGUCAUUAUAUGAGGUCGCAGGAAAAAAUGGUAUUACUGUACCAAGUCCAGAGGGAGAUGACAGUCAAAAAGGUAAAAAAAGUCUGACAAUGACGAACUUCUUGGGGAGUUGGAAUAAAGGUAAUCUGGGCUAAAAGAAACUUAGUACAUCGCAUUUAAUAGUACAUCGCAUUUAAAUGUCUAUAGAUGGAGCAGGCGCUCUAUUUUAACAGCAAGAAUGUUAUCAAAUUUAUUUCAUCUCAUUUCCACAUUUUUUUCAUAG